AUGUCAAAUUCUGAAGAAUCCUCUGUUACAAAAAGUGCAGCAGCGGCGAUGUCUCAAUCCGUGUCUGUGGUGGUCUCGCCGUACACCCUUGCUAGCUCCGACAACCCUGGUUCCAUGAUCUCUGCUGUCGAAUGGGCAACGGAGAUGUUGAAUGCUCUUCAAGCUAAGCGCAAAACAAGGUUUAUUAACGGUACGAUUCCAAAGCCGGUGAGCAGUGAUCCUGACUUUGAGAAUUGGCAAACCGUGAAUUCGAUGAUAGUUGGGUGGAUUCAAACAAGUAUUGAGCCGAAAGUCAAGUCUACUGUCACCUUCAUAUCCGAUGCUCAUCAGUUAUGGGUCGAUUUGAAGGAACGUUUCUCUGUGGGAAACAAGGUGCGUAUUCAUCAAAUCAAAGCUCAGCUUGCUUCUUGUCGUCAAGAUGGGCAGACCGUUCUGGAUUAUUAUGGGCGGUUGUGUACUCUCUGGGAAGAGUAUGGUAUUUACAAACUGAUCAAAGCAUGUACUUGCGGUUUGUGUGUUCGAGGUGUUGAGCCUGCUAAAAAACGUGAAGAAGAGAAAGUACAUCAGUUUGUGUUGGGGCUUGAUGAAUCUAGGUUUGGAGGCAUUUGCACUAACAUUAUUUCAAUGGAUCCAUUGCCUUCUCUCGGUGAAGUGUACUCUCGGAUCAUCAGAGAAGAACGUCGUUUGUCUACUGUUCGGACGAGUUGUUCUCAUUGUGGCCGUGUUGGUCACGAGAAAAAGGAUUGUUGGCAGAUCGUUGGUUUUCCGGAGUGGUGGUCUGAACGUAAUAAUAACGGUCGUGGUUCUAGAGGACGUGGACGUGGUGAUCGCGACACCGGUGCGUCUCAUCACAUGACUGGGAAUAUGUCUCUUUUACUUGAUAUUGUGCCUAUUCCAUCGUGUUCGGUGAGGUUUGCUGACGGUAGUAAAACCAAUGCCACAAGCAUGGGAGUUCUUCCUCUUUUGGACACUGUCAAGUUGACUAAUGUCCUUUAUGUUCCUGAUUUAACUUGCACCUUACUCUCGGACCGUUUUUCGAGGACUCGGAUUGGGACCGGGGAAGAACGUGAUGGGGUGUACUAUCUUACGGAUGUUGCUACUGCAAAGAUACAUACGGUUAAAGUCUCUUCUGAUCAAGCCUUGUGGCAUAAGCGCUUAGGACAUCCAAGUUAUUCGGUGUUUUCGUUUUUACCUAUGUUUCUCAUUCAUCUACGUGUGUUGGUUCUCACUCUUGUGAUGUUUGUUUUCGGGCAAAACAAACAAGAGAAACUUUUCCAGAAAUUUGGCAAGUCGGUGAAAAUGAUUCGUAGUGAUAAUAGUACAGAAUUCAUGUGUCUUUCUGCCUAUUUUCGUGAGCAAGGUAUCAUUCAUCAAACAUCGUGUGUCGGGACUCCACAACAGAAUGGACAUGUAGAACGCAAACAUAGACACAUUCUCAAUGUUUCUCGUGCGUUGUUGUUCCAAGCACAUUUGCCUAUAAAAUUUUGGGGCGAAGCUGUUCUUACAUCUGCCUAUUUGAUCAAUCGGACCCCUUCCUCUGUUCUUGGUGGUCGCACUCCAUACGAGGUUCUUCAUGGUUGUAAACCUGUGUAUGACCAACUUCGUGUCUUUGGAUCGGCGUGUUACACUCAUCGUAUGUCUCGUGAUAAAGACAAGUUUGGUGAACGUAGUCGACGGUGUAUGUUUGUCGGUUAUCCAUUUGGUAAGAAAGGUUGGAAAGUCUAUGAUCUUGAGCGUAAUGAGUUUAUAAUUUCUCGUGAUAUGGUCUUUAAUGAAGAUGUUUUUCCUUAUGACCAAGCAUCCUCUUCGUCUCCGGUUGUUGUUUCUCCCGCUACCUCUCAUGAUGAUGAUUGGGCGUUGUCUUCGUCUCCUCUAGUAAGGGGGAGUUCUGAUGUGAAUAAUGUUGAUUCGUUCGUUCAUGCUGCUCAAGAUAGUGCUGAUCAAGAUAGUGUUGUUGCAUCUCCGCCUGCUCUCUCUCCUGUUACGACACUGGUUCCUACGACUGUUGUUCCGACACUCGUUCCACCCGCUAAUCACGAUGGUCUUGUUGAUUCAUCCUCACCACACACAUAA
Messenger RNA from Camelina sativa (false flax), 2073 nucleotides. NCBI's taxonomy places the organism in Eukaryota, Viridiplantae, Streptophyta, Magnoliopsida, Brassicales, Brassicaceae. The record is from RefSeq and is a predicted model, not a curated record.